Molecule: messenger RNA, 174 nt
Organism: Penicillium brasilianum
Lineage: Eukaryota; Fungi; Ascomycota; Eurotiomycetes; Eurotiales; Aspergillaceae
Source: the annotation of a GenBank genome assembly
AUGUCACUCCCGAUCCGACUCCACACUCAUCAUGGUGGCUUGAAGAUGCCGCUCGAGGACCCGGCCUCCAAGCAGAAGCGCACGAGACUGAGUAAGCCCAAGGUGCGCACUGGCUGCAAGACCUGCAAGACUCGACGGGUCACCCACUUUUACUCGAUCAUGCUCGACGACUAA